AUGUGUCCAUACAUAGCCAGUUGGCUAGUUCUCAUGAUCCCCAAGCACACCUUAAUACCUCAUAAUAGCUGGGAUUGGAGAGCUAUCAAAUUGCUAUGUCUAUCUGAUCAUCUAGUCUUGAUAGAAGCAGAUGGUAUUUAUGCAGCAGUAUUACUUUUUGGUAUCUUCUUGACUAUAAUGGUGUCUUUAUUCAUAUUUUCUUUGAAAGUAUAUGAAAAACUAGGUUGGGUCAAUGAGAAAAAAUUUGAUCGUUUCAAAGUUGGAUUGGGACACCAAUAUGAAAGUGGGACACUGAUACAAAAGUGGGAUAUAUUGAGACACGCUUAG
This is a messenger RNA of Cokeromyces recurvatus, 327 nucleotides long. RefSeq lists its product as uncharacterized. Bases 1 to 327 code for a protein of 108 amino acids. The record is from RefSeq and is a predicted model, not a curated record. Lineage: Eukaryota; Fungi; Mucoromycota; Mucoromycetes; Mucorales; Mucoraceae. The transcript is spliced from 5 exons.